Messenger RNA from Folsomia candida, 1447 nucleotides. RefSeq lists its product as uncharacterized. The record is from RefSeq and is a predicted model, not a curated record. The transcript is spliced from 2 exons. Lineage: Eukaryota; Metazoa; Arthropoda; Collembola; Entomobryomorpha; Isotomidae. The coding region runs from base 100 to 786 and encodes 228 amino acids.
AUUUAGCAGAUCACCCUGCCAACUCACCAGCAGAAUGGCCAUCUGGUACCAGAUAAAUAAAGAAAAAAUAUUUUUGAGCUACCUUCUUUGCAAUUAAUUAUGGACGAUAUCAGCUCGAUAAUUGUGCAAUCAUACUGUGACAAACCGUCCGACAGUAAGAGGAUCGUCAUACUUGACAUCCUUCACUCAAAAUCGUCCCCAAGUUUCGACCCUGACCAGUAUUCUAACAUUAUCAAGUCAAUCGUGGAAAUAUUGAGGUGUCAAAACUGUAAAAAACUUGUUAAUCUGCUUCAGCUUUUAUUUGAAAUAUAUCAAAUUUCAAAACCUGAAGUUAGUUCAUUGUGGAGAGACAAUUAUGAAAUAGUUGAAAAAUUAAUGAGUCCAACAAGUUAUCAUUUUUGGGGAAGGUGUAAAAUUUGUCAGCAAGUUGAUAAUAUUUCGAUCGGGUUGAAUUCACUGGUAGCCAUGGAAACAGGACAUCAUUCAACGAUGCGAGUUGCCACGGCGACGCGUCAAGGCUUGUUCAGUACUUGUGUCAUGUGUGAGAAAUCUGGGGCUGGAUUUCCGUUAAAAUGCAAACACUGCAUGUGCCCAGAAUGUCUGAUUCGACUUACGAAAUCGCAGGAUUUUUACGUUUGUUAUCUUGAUAAUUGCAAGACGUCCCUCAGUGAGAAGAUCUUGGUUGAUUUGUCGAUUAAAUAUGGAUUUGAUAUCGAUGAGAAUGUACAUGGCAUUAAAUCGAAAAAGAAGUCACGUCGAAAAGCGAGGGCGGAAAUGCCAUCUUAAGCGGUGUUAAAUGCAGAAAGAAUAGGAGAUAGUAAUGUCCACGAUUAUUUGCACGUGGCUGGAUCAACUUCGUGCAUGCCCAUAUGAAUUCAAAAUUGGGACAUAUGUCCGCUAAUAAUUACUAAUUACAUACAAAUAAUACAUAAUACAUAAUAAUUACAUAUGUCCUCUAAUCCUAAGUUAUGGCAUAUGCCAUAUAUGUAUGAACAUGUAUGUACAUGCAUAUGUAUGUAUAUGAUGAUUAUUGUUGAUUGUAUUUAUAUUUUUUAUAUUGAAGUUUGUUAGAAUACGAAUAAUGUUUAUGUACAUAUGUAUACAGCACAAAGCUAAAUCUGGUUUUUAUGGCACUUCUAAAUACCAUUUUAAAUCCAAAGUUGUUUGCAAAUGUAAAUAAUUGUGUCAACGCUACAUUACCUAAGACUGUACUGAACUAACUAAAUUGCUGCAUAUUACUCUUUAGUUUCUAGUGCAAAGUAAUUUAAUGGUCAUUAAAUAGAAAUAUUUUAUACAAUUGCUAAUUUAAAUUUGUUUAAAAUAAUUGAAGGUAUAAAUAAGUUUGAACCUAAUGACACAAAAAUGCUGCAAUUUCAACUUUAGAAUAUUUACAUCUAGGAUUAACUGAUCACUUGUUUUCUAUAAUAAAAAUUGCAAAGAAAUUCUA